UAAUACUAUCACCAAAGUGCACCUUGAAAUUGAACCCACAAGUCAAUAUUUACACAUUUAUACAAUGUAAUUAUUAUACAAAUGCAAUUACUACCUUCCUACCAAACUUCUUAGUUCUUACCCUUGUCCACUUUUUAAAUACUCUUUUCAUUUCCACAUUGCACCACACUCUUUUCUCAAACCACCAAUUAAAUAAAAACAAGAUGAGGAGUUUGGUAGUAAUGCUAAUGUUGGUGGUGGUGGUGGUGGCGGCGUUGUCGAUGAGUGCAUGCUUAGGCCAAGAUUACGGCGGCGAUGUAACGACGGCGACACCACCAUCGAAUGGGAAUGGGGAGAUGUCGAGGAAAAGGGCGUUAGUUCCGGCCAUGUUUGUUUUUGGAGACUCGUUAAUUGACAAUGGGAAUAACAAUAAUUUGCCUUCUUUUGCAAAAGCUAAUUAUUAUCCUUAUGGCAUUGACUUUAAUGAUGGUCCUACUGGUCGCUUCUCUAAUGCCUACACCAUUGUUGAUGCUAUCGCGGAGUCACUAGGUCUGCCACUAACCCCAGCAUACUCAGAAGCAAGAGGAGGAGAUCAAAUGCGUUACGGUGUCAAUUAUGCUUCGGCUGCUGCUGGCAUUCUUGAUGCUACUGGCAGGAAUUUUGUUGGACGCAUACCGUUUAAUCAGCAAGUUCGGAACUUUGAGAGCACAUUAGACCAAAUAACAGCUAAUCUUGGGGCAGAUGAAAUGAGUAGAAGUUUGGCACAAUGCUUGUUCUUUGUAGGAAUGGGAAGUAAUGAUUACUUAAACAACUAUCUUAUGCCCAAUUAUCCAACUCGAAAUCAAUACAAUGCCCAGCAAUAUGCAAACCUCUUGGUACAACAAUACACCACUCAGCUCACUAAAUUGUAUAAUCUAGGAGGGAGGAAGUUUGCAAUAGCAGGAUUAGGAAUGAUGGGAUGCAUCCCAAGCCUAUUAGCACAGAGUCCUACUGGGAAUUGCUCUGAAGCUGUGAACCUACUAGUACAACCUUUCAAUGCAAAUGUCAAGACAAUGCUCAACAAUCUCAAUUCCAAACUUCCUGGUUCUAGAUUCAUUUACGUCGAUAUUGCUAACAUGUUCCGUGACAUCCUCGCUCGUCCUGCUGCUUACGGAUUCAAAGUGAUCGACCGUGGAUGUUGCGGGAUCGGGCGAAACCAAGGGCAAAUAACAUGUCUACCAUUCCAAACACCAUGCAUGAACAGAGAAGAAUACGUAUUUUGGGAUGCUUUCCAUCCUACAUCACAUGUCAACGUUAUCUUAGGAAGGAGGGCCUUUAAUGGUGGUAGCGACGUUUCUUACCCCAUGAAUAUUCAACAGCUUGCUACUCUUGAUAUUCAAUCUAACUGAUCGAUCAUAAUACUACCUACCAGUACCUACCUAGCUUCUCUUCCUUCUUACUUAAUUAUCAUAAUACUACCUAUCAUUAGUGUUCUUAAUUAAUUAUUGUGUUUUAAUACUACCUAUCAUUUCUAAUUACCACUGAUUUGUCCUAUAUAUUCUUCUGUUAUUGAUUAUCA
This is a messenger RNA of Spinacia oleracea (spinach), 1537 nucleotides long. RefSeq names its product GDSL esterase/lipase At1g71691. Gene Ontology annotation, molecular function: hydrolase activity, acting on ester bonds. The coding region runs from base 204 to 1367 and encodes 387 amino acids. The record is from RefSeq and is a predicted model, not a curated record. NCBI's taxonomy places the organism in Eukaryota, Viridiplantae, Streptophyta, Magnoliopsida, Caryophyllales, Amaranthaceae. The transcript is spliced from 5 exons.